AUGGCGUCUCCCAGUGGGAAGGGAGCCCGCGCGCCGGAGGCUCCUAGCUGCGGGCCGCGGCCGCUCGCGCGGGACCUGGUGGAUGCUGUCGACGACGCAGAGGGACUCUACGUGGCGGUCGAGCGGUGUCCGCUGUGCAACACUACCCGCCGCCGGCUGACCUGCGCCAAGUGCGUCCAGAGCGGCGACUUCGUCUACUUCGACGGCCGCGACCGUGAGAGGUUUGUAGACAAGAAGGAAAGGUUAAGCCAACUUAAGAGCAAGCAAGAAGAAUUUCAAAAAGAAGUGUUAAAAGCUAUGGAAGGAAAAUGGAUAACAGAUCAGUUGAGGUGGAAAAUAAUGUCCUGCAAGAUGAGGAUUGAGCAGCUGAAACAAACAAUAUGUAAAGGAAAUGAAGAAAUGAAGAAAAAUUCUGAAGGCCUUCUCAAAACCAAGGAAAAGAAUCAGAAGCUUUACACUCGAGCGCAACGGCAUCAAGAGAAAAAGGAGAAGAUUCAGAGGCACAAUCGCAAACUUGGUGACUUGGUAGAAAGAAAAACCAUUGACUUGAGAAGUCAUUAUGAGCGUCUGGCACAUCUUCGGCGAUCGCAUAUAUUAGAGCUCACCUCUGUCAUUUUUCCAAUCGAGGAAGUAAAGACCGGUGUCAGAGAUCCUGCAGAUGUGUCUUCAGAGAGUGACAGUGCCAUGACCUCUAGCACUGUGAGCAAGCUUGCUGAAGCCCGGAGGACAACUUACCUCUCGGGGAGAUGGGUCUGUGAUGAUCACAAUGGGGACACCAGCAUUAGCAUUACGGGGCCCUGGAUUAGCCUUCCCAGCAAUGGGGACUACUCUGCCUACUACAGUUGGGUGGAAGAGAAGAAAACCACACAGGGACCUGACAUGGAGCAUAAUAACCCCGCCCACACAAUCAGUGCCGCAUUGUGCUUUGCAACUCAGCUGGUCAACAUUUUGUCUCAUAUACUUGAUGUGAAUCUUCCCAAAAAGCUGUGCAACAGUGAAUUUUGUGGGGAAAAUCUCAGCAGACAGAAAUUUACUCGAGCGGUGAAGAAGCUGAAUGCCAACAUUCUUUACCUGUGCUUCUCUCAGCAUGUAAAUUUAGAUCAAUUACAACCACUGCACACCCUCCGGAAUCUGAUGUACCUGGUCAGCCCGAGCUCUGAACACCUAGGCAGGUCAGGACCCUUUGAAGUGCGAGCAGACCUUGAGGAGUCGAUGGAAUUUGUGGAUCCCGGAGUUACUGGAGAAUCAGAUGAGAGUGGAGACGAGCGCAUGAGUGACGAGGAGACCGACCUGGGCACAGACUGGGAGAACCUGCCGAGCCCCCGCUUUUGUGAUAUCCCUUCCCAGCCUGUGGAAGUCUCCCAGAGCCAGAGCAGCCAGGUGUCCCCGCCCAUCGCGAGCAGCAGUGCGGGCGGGAUGAUCUCCUCGGCCGCAGCCUCGGUGACCUCCUGGUUUAGAGCUUACACUGGACACCGUUAACGAGCAUGGACCAAAACAUGCCAAAUUUGCAUCAAGAAAGUUUUUCCACUAGGCUCUGGUAAACUUCAUGUGUUUAGCUAACAUAGUGCCUGGAACAAAAGAGGUUCAACUGUUAUUUUUUUUUUAAAGCAGGGAGACAAGCAUUUCUAUUUGUCAGAUGGCCAGUGGUGGUGGCCAACAUACUUAUGAUAAUAGAGGGGUCAAAGGUCCUUCACCCAGCCUGGUGUUGGUGGAAGAAGGACCUGUGCACGUGGUCAGUUCUGUUGCGGCAGAAGUUCAUUUGGGCUCCCUCCAGUCACCGGCCACACGACCCAGAGACAGGGGCUAAGGGGUUGGUCCUCGUGACGCUGACACUGUUCCUAACACUUCACAUUUUAGAGUAUGAAUCACAAGGAAAUUGAUGACUGGGACUUGAAAGAUAAAAACUGUUUAAUAUGAGUUUGUUUUUAUGCCUUUGUUUUUUGUACAGAGAACCAGCAGGCAAUUUGAAAUACUUGACUUCUUCAUGAUUUGAUCACGUUUGGUUUUUAGGUCAAGGGUUGGGCUUGUUUGGAAGGGUUAGAUAAAUUAAUUUCAUUUGUGCUGCUCUGUCAUAGCUUGUCAGACAUUCCUGUUUUCCUUCCUCCUCACGCACCAAAGAGACUAAGGUCUUUUUUCCUGAGGCCCCACAUCCACGAAGAGAAGAAACCCUGGCUGCAGUACCGUCCUGGCCUUCUUGCAUUCUGAGGGGAAUUAAGUCCAUUCUUACCUAGAUUAUUAAUUCCUACCAUCCACACUAUGUGCAUUUUGAAAGUGAACUUAUUUUCUGUGAGUGAAAAAUAAGUCAUUAAGGUCAUUCCCUUAUGUAAGCUAAAUGCCUACCCGGGCACAGGUUAAAUCCACUUAACUAAGUGGCCUCUGGUCAUUCUUGUGGUGUCCAGUUUCUUUUAGCGGCAGGGUUUUCCAGGGAAGACCAUCCUGCUUAUUUGUUUCCUAGAGGUCACUGUUGCUCUAAGGACACCGCCUUCCCUGGGAAAUGCAGAGCAGAUGAGCACAGCUGUUAGUGUCUGCUCUGUCCCCGGGGAGGGGGAGGCGCGGAGGGAGAGCUGUUCCUCACCAUGAGCUCAUUUUCAGCCAAUGUGUCUUAUCAUUCUCUUAGUGACAAUCUUAUAAGAAAACUGUAGAGAGGCAUUAUGUACAAGUCUGUAAGUUUUUUAUUUUUAAUAACUGCAAAAAAAAUCCUGUGUAACAACUACAAAAAGAAAUCCUAUGAAAUAGACUUCCUAACAGACAUUAUUACCACAUCAUGUUAGUGUGAUCAGCUUGGUCGCACCUCAGCUACACCGUCCAGAGGCUCGCCCUGCCCUGGCCUCUUUUCUUGUUGUAAUGAUUCUAGUUGAUCCUUGGCCUCCACAUCCGAGGCUGUAUCUGUAGCCUUUGCUGCUGGGAUAUUUUAGUGGAUGGUAGAGUUUCGGGUAGAGUUGCAGAAGAAGGGUGUUUAUUCCUGUCCAGGAGUCCCAUGUUCCCUGACUAUGAAUUUUCCCCUUGUGGGUUCUUCCACAGUCGGUGUCUGUGUCAAGUGCUCAGCUUCAUGCCUGCUGGGCUUGCACUGCGUCAGCCAGGUCUGUAGUUCACCGAGAGUCGGCCGGGUAGACUUCACCAGGUUCCAGAUGAACUUAAAAUCCCAGAGAGAAGAGUUGUCGAGGCACUUCCACUCUCAAAAAGAACAGCUUAGUUUCAAGAAUGAGAAGACUAGAAUUUGGGGCUCAGGGUAGAGAUUGACUUGUGCUGAAAGACAAGCAGUCAUCCUGGUUUUCUCAGGUAAGCCUCUUGUGAAACCAUGAUGUGAGAGGAAGCUAAGGGAUGGAGUCCAGAGACCACAAACUCCUCCCUAGAUAAUUCAACAGAACUGGAAGGCUGUGGAGAGUUGAGGGUGCUGAGGCUGUAUUUUGUUGUUGUUGAUAUCGACUAGAGGCACUUUACUUAGGGUUAAAUGAUCAAACCCUUUAUGGUUUUGAACACCAACAUACUGGCUUACACUGCUGAGAUAUUUUGGUUUUAUUUUGCACUGGAUUCACCCUGUAAAUAUUCUUAAAUAUACAUUUCAACCACUGUUUUUUCUACUCUCUUUGCUGCUCAUUAAAAUCUUUCAUGUAGGUGCCAGAACCAUAUGUAAACAGCUUUUUAAAAAAAUGAAGCUGAUAUUUUUUUUAAACAAAAAGCCAUAGAACUUGGUCAUGUUUUCCAUAUUAAAGUGAUUUGUUGAAACAAGAUAAUACUAAUAAAAAUCCACAGGCACCAAAUAGGCUGCUUAAAAUGGUCUGUUAAGGAUUUUUUGUAAUGGAAUAUAACUAAGAAGAGUUUAUGGUCUGUGAGCUGGGGAGGCGGUGCCAGCAGUGGGCGGGGCAGACAGGUUUCAGCUAAGGAUUUGUGUGUUGAUGAUUUGGGAGACUAUUUGGCGGCCUGCUGUUGACAGAACCGCAGUACCCUCAUGGUGUCACGUUGCAGGAAUUUCCCACUGCUGAGCGACUUCCAGACCAGUUUGAGUCAUACAAAUGUUUUCUAAACUUAUUGUAUUAUUGCAAUAAAUCUUUUAACAGUA
Molecule: messenger RNA, 4060 nt
Organism: Equus quagga
Lineage: Eukaryota; Metazoa; Chordata; Mammalia; Perissodactyla; Equidae
Gene: ATG14
Product: autophagy related 14
Exons: 10
Coding region: 1-1479 (492 amino acids)
Biological process (GO): cellular response to starvation; autophagosome assembly; mitophagy
Cellular component (GO): autophagosome; extrinsic component of omegasome membrane; extrinsic component of phagophore assembly site membrane
Source: RefSeq, a predicted model, not a curated record